UCUUCACACAGGCGACUAGGCAAAGACAGAAUGCACACCAUCUACAUCCUAUCUCUGCACUUCGUAUUGGCCCUGCUGGCUCAUUCUGCGCCGCUUCCAGAGUGCUCCGGUAAGGCAGGACCUCUCAUGGAUAGCCAAGAAUUCGAGAAAAUCGUCAUGGCCAGCAGUAGUCUGGUCAGUAAGGUCCGGAGCGACAUCGAGGGAGUGCGCAAGUCAUGUGUACCAGAGGCCUUCAAAUGGGACUCCCCCACUCAGAACCUGCAGUACAUGAAGUCUGUCCUGGGGAUCCCUCCCUCUCCCAUACUGAAGUCCCUGUCGAAUGAUUUUACCAUGGAGCUGUGUCUGAACCACAUAUCCGAAGGGCUGCAGCUGCACCAGGACCUGCUCACCUCAAUCCGAGACCGCAUCUCCAAACCCGAGAAGAUGACCGAACUGCUGGCUGACAUCAGAGACCUUCUGGCUCAGGUCGUUAAGAUGCGGGAGCUGGCCCAGUUGGGGGCAGGAGAGCAGUACGGGGGCUCAGGACUCUCCGCUCAGCUCACGGAGGUGUACAAGGUGCAGGCGGCCGCCCACAUCACCCUGGAUCAGCUGGACUCCUUCUCCCAGCACGUCUUCCGCAGUCUCCGGAACAUCCGCACUGUCGCCCAGGCCAAGCCAGCGGCGAGCUGCUGAACACGCCCGCACCACCAUCCCCACCCUUCAGCCGCCGCCCAUUCCCCAACAUCCACACCUACUCACCAUCGCCGUGCCCACCCAUCAGCCACCACCGUUCACCUGUGACCACACCCUCCAGCUCCGCAGCGUGCGUGUUCUUAAGCACCCUGCCCAUUUCUGUGCUGCUUAUUUAUUUAUUUUAUUUAUCAAGGACGGUGCACAUUAAUCAACAUUUUCAGUUUCCACAUCAAUGUAAAUGUGCCAGGGUUAGCUAAUGAGCUCAUUUUCAUCUGUAGUCCCUAACCUGCGUGUUUUUGGACUGUGGGAGGAAACCGGAGCACCUGGAGGAAACCCACGCAGACACAGGGAGAACAUGCACACUCCACACAGAAAGGCCCAAGUGUGGGGCUUUUUUUGUUCUUGUUGUUGUUCAUAUUUCAUUAUUUAAAUAAUUUAUUUGUUAUUUAUUUAUGUAUUUAUUUAUUUAUUUAUUAAUUGUAUUUUCGGUAUUGAAUAAUUCUGCGUACAUGAUUUGAAAGGUUUCUGUUUCUGUUUCUGCUGGAUGUUGUAUGUGACUUGAUUAAUCUCUAUAGUAUAGCUACUGAUGAUUUUGAUAGUUAAG
Conger conger (European conger) is the source of this 1276-nucleotide messenger RNA. RefSeq lists its product as uncharacterized. NCBI's taxonomy places the organism in Eukaryota, Metazoa, Chordata, Actinopteri, Anguilliformes, Congridae. Gene Ontology annotation, molecular function: cytokine activity. The transcript is spliced from 5 exons. Gene Ontology annotation, biological process: immune response. Bases 31 to 672 code for a protein of 213 amino acids. Gene Ontology annotation, cellular component: extracellular region. The record is from RefSeq and is a predicted model, not a curated record.